This is a messenger RNA of Sorex araneus (European shrew), 940 nucleotides long. It is a transcript of the gene C4H6orf163, whose product is annotated as chromosome 4 C6orf163 homolog. The record is from RefSeq and is a predicted model, not a curated record. The transcript is spliced from 5 exons. NCBI's taxonomy places the organism in Eukaryota, Metazoa, Chordata, Mammalia, Eulipotyphla, Soricidae. Bases 74 to 940 code for a protein of 288 amino acids.
CUUCACUCAGAGGUCACUCUGGCUGGACUUGGAGGCCAUAUGAGAUGCGAGGGAUCAAAUCCAGGUCAGCCCCAUGCAAGAUAUUGGGGCAGAUCUUAUAGAGAAAGGAGAACAUGUUCAAGAGACUAUUGUCAAAAAACUUGUUGAGAAAGCAGAAGCUGGGAUCUGGGCUCAGGCCAACAAGCAUGAAAAACAAGCAGUGGAAAGAGCACUAAAGGAAGCCAAUGAGAAACACAGAAUUAGCAUGCAGCUCAUGGAGGAGGAACACCAGAAGACCUUAAAGGAAAUGGCAGCUAAAACCAAGACAGAGGUAUAUGAAAACAUGGAAGAUGAACUAACGAGAGAAAACCUGGCUGCUGAACAACGCAUGGUCCACAGAAUCCAACGGAUAUUAAUGGAGUGCCAAAAGGAGAAGAUGCAGGCUGUAGAGAAAGCCAGGGCUGAGGAAAGAAAGAUCGCUCAGGAAAAAAUUGAGGUGCAAAAAAGUAAAAUCAUGGAAGAACUUUUGAAGACUGAUAUAAGAGCUAAGGACCAGAUGAGCCUAAGUCAGCUGGUAAAGAAAAAAGAACAUGAAAUGAAAAUCUACUAUUGCAUAGCUCAGAGGAAGAAUCAAGAAGAGGCCGAGGAAGUGCUUCUAAAAGCAGAGAAAUCACAUCAGGCCUCAAUGGGAAAUGUCAUGGAUAAACUGGUCAGCACACAGGAAGAGCUGCUGACCACAGAAGAACAGCUAGAAAUCAUGACAAGUUGGAAAGAUUUUCUGGAAGAGGAACUACAGGAAACACGGGAGGCGUUUCAGAAAUACAUUAAUUUUACAUUUCCUAUGCUCUCACCAGGACAUGCAGAUUUUAUUUUGCCAGAGAGAAAGAAAACACCUUCCAAACUUUUAAAGAAUAAAUCAUCUUCUAAAGAGAAGCUUUCACCUGAUGAUAUUCCAGAAUAA